Messenger RNA from Schistosoma intercalatum, 327 nucleotides. The record is from the annotation of a GenBank genome assembly. NCBI's taxonomy places the organism in Eukaryota, Metazoa, Platyhelminthes, Trematoda, Strigeidida, Schistosomatidae.
AUGAAUAUACAUUUAUCAUACAAAGUAAAUACUGAGAUAUGUUCAUACACUACUACUACUACUACUACUACUACUACUACUACUACUACUACUACUACUACUACUACUACUACUACUACUACUACUACUACUACUACUACUACUACUACUACUACUACUACUACUACUACUACUACUACUACUACUACUACUACUACUACUACUACUACUACUACUACUACUACUACUACUACUACUACUACUACUACUACUACUACUACUACUACUACUACUACGAUUGCGACAAGCACUACGACUACUAUGACUAGUGGAAUGUUUAAUGUAUGA